CUUCUGAAUUGAGCUCCGAGACUGAGACGAUGGCGAAUCUCUUCUCGGCUCGGUCUCUCUUCUCCGGGCUCGUCGUCCUUCUCUGCGCCGUCAGCUCAGCUGCUGCCGCCACUCGUCUGCCCCCCGAGGAAGUGGCCGCGUUGAAAGAAAUAGCAAAGACUUUAGGGAAACGGGGCUGGGAUUUCCGUGCAGAUCCAUGCGGCGUAGAGGGUGGAUGGGGCAAAACCAAAGACAUUAAUGGAAGUACAAUUACGGACGCCAAUGCCAACGCCGUCACCUGCGGGAAUUUCACCGACGCCGACAAUAACACCGUUCCCCACGUCAUCAGCAUAGUUCUCAAAUCCCAGUCCCUUAACGGCACUCUUCCGCCUCGACUGUUCAGAUUGCCUUACCUCCAAACCUUUGACGUUACCCUCAACUACCUGAGCGGCACGAUUCCUAAAGAAUGGGGCUCUACGAAGUUGAGCAACAUUUCUCUAUAUGGAAACCGAUUGACGGGUCCAAUCCCCAAGCAGCUGGGAAACAUAUCCACGCUUUCGAGAUUAGUUGUCGAGACCAAUCAGCUUAAUGGAACUCUUCCUCCAGACCUGGGGAACUUGUCCCAGUUACUUGUACUGCACCUCACUUCAAAUAAUUUCUCCGGGGAGCUGCCUCAUACAUUUGCUAAUUUGAUGGCAUUGCAGGAGCUGCGACUCAGUGAUAAUCAGUUCUCGGGAAAGAUCCCUGAUUUUAUUCAGAACUUGACAAAUCUCGAUAAACUGGUUAUUCAAGGAAGUGGAUUGCAAGGGCCAAUUCCCUCCGGAAUCGCACUUUUGAAGAAUUUGUCUGACUUGAGAAUAAGUGACAUUAAUGGACCCGAGUCCCGAGUUCCACAGCUUAACUGCACAAAUAUUAAGAUAUUGAUGCUGAGGAGCUGCAAUCUCAUAGGAGAGCUACCUGGUUAUCUGGCUGGAAUGAUGAACCUAACAACAUUAGACCUCAGCUUCAACAAACUGAGUGGCGAAAUCAAUGACUCCUUUAGAAACCUGUCAGGAGUAACGCAUAUUGACCUAUCAUACAACAACUUCACUGGUGGAGACUCAGACUGUCCAGGAGAAAAUGUCAACUUGUUCGCGAGCUUUGCGAUUGACAAUGCUGGACUUGUCUCAUGUUUGAAAAGUGAGCGUUGCGCAGAAAAACGGUAUAACCUCGCCAUAAAUUGCGGUGGGAGCGAAGUAAAAGUAGGGGACAUCACAUACAGCGAGGAUACAUCGUUCGCUACAGCUUCAAGUUUCUUCCAGAGGGCAUAUGACUGGGCCUACAGUAGCACUGGUCACUUCCUCGAUAACGGAACAGAUCAAUCUACACAUAUAGCUGACAAUGUAUCUGUACUGUCCAUGGAUAAUGCCGGACUUUACAUGAACGCACGGCUUUCUCCCAUCUCUCUAACUUAUUAUGGUUAUUGUCUGAUCAACGGGCCCUACAAUGUAAGCCUUCAUUUUGCGGAGAUAACGUUCACUGGCAACGAAAGUUAUAGCAGCCUUGGAAGGCGAGCUUUUAAUAUUUAUAUACAGGGGCAAUUGGUGUGGGAAGAUUUCAACAUUGAGAUUGAAGCAGGUGGAGUUGGAAAGCCAGUCAUAAAAAAUUUUAAUGCCACGGUGACCAACAGCACUCUGGAGAUACGCUUUUAUUGGGCUGGGAAAGGAACCUAUAAUAUACCUACCAUAGGAGUCUACGGUCCUCUUAUAUCUGCUAUCUCUGCCGUCCAUCCUGGCUAUGAACCCCCACGUACAUCGGCCAGCCCACCAGAGUCGACCAGCAUAGCUGCUGGCACAGUGGUUGGGAUUGUGGCUGCUAUAAUUUUUGUAGUUUUUCUUAUCCUGGUUAUCCUUUGGUGGAGAGGAUGUCUUGGACGUCAAGAUGAAAUCACACAAGAUUUGAAGGGUCUGGCGUUGCAAAUUGGUUCAUUUACCUUGCGACAGAUUAAAGCUGCCACAAACAAUUUUGAUGCUGCCAAUAAGAUUGGAGAAGGCGGUUUUGGUUCUGUGUACAAGGGUCUUCUGUCAGAUGGCACCGCUAUAGCAGUGAAGCAACUUUCAUCCAAAUCCAAGCAAGGAAAUCGUGAGUUUGUGACUGAGAUUGGGAUGAUUUCUGCUCUUCAGCAUCGGCAUCUUGUGAAACUCUAUGGAUGCUGCGUCGAAGGGAAACAACUUUUGCUGGUUUACGAGUACAUGGAAAAUAACAGUCUUGCUCGUGCUUUAUUUGGUCCUGAAGAAUUUCAGUUAAAGUUGGACUGGUCGACAAGGCACAAGAUAUGCAUGGGUAUUGCCAGGGGCUUGGCAUUUCUUCAUGAGGAAUCAAGGCUGAAGAUUGUGCAUAGAGACAUCAAAGCUACUAAUGUUUUACUGGAUAAGGAUCUCAACCCUAAAAUAUCAGAUUUUGGUUUGGCAAAGCUUGACGAGGAGGACAACACACAUAUUAGCACCAAGAUUGCUGGAACUUAUGGAUAUAUGGCACCGGAGUAUGCAAUGCAUGGUUACCUCACUGACAAAGCUGACAUCUAUAGUUUUGGCGUCGUUGCCUUAGAAGUUGUUAGUGGCCGGAGCAACUCUAGUUCCCGAAAAAAGGAGGAAUGCUUUUAUCUACUUGAUUGGGCACACUUUUUGAAUGAGAGAGGAAAUUUGAUAGAUAUAGUUGAUCGGAGGCUCGUUUCUCACUUUGACAAAGAGGAGGUGCUGACAGUGAUAAAGGUAGCUCUGAUGUGUACUAAUACAACUCCAGCACUCAGGCCGCCAAUGUCAUCUGUGGUUAGCAUGCUUGAAGGUAAGGUUGCUGUUCCAGUGCUGGACUCUGAUGGCGCUCUCCCGUCCGAGGAGAAAAUUGAGGCCAUGAGGAAGUAUUUUAAAGGAAAUGAAGAUCAUUCAAUUGGUGAGAAUAUCAUCAAGAGUAUGUCCACCGAUGGGCCAUGUACUGGAACCUCUUCGAUCGCAUCUGCUGAAGAUCUCUAUCCCAUACUUCUGGAUACCGAUCUCGGGUAGAAGAGAGAAUAAGAAAUGGAAUUAAUAAUAAGAUAAAGAUGCUUCUUGAAAGAACUAGGCUUUAUUGGUAAUCGCGAUCGUUAUGCAGGGCAGUCAUCGUGUAUUGUGAACUACUUAUUGGGGGAAGGCCUUCAGACAAUGGCUUGUGUUUUGGUGGUUAUAUUCGGUGCUGUUUCUUUAGAUAUUGUUAUUCGAAUAGAGACAAUGUUGCUACUCUUCCUCUUCGCACAAAAACGAUGUGGAUGGUUUGCCACUGCAAGGGUGGGAAUCUAUU
Rhodamnia argentea is the source of this 3291-nucleotide messenger RNA. RefSeq names its product probable leucine-rich repeat receptor-like serine/threonine-protein kinase At3g14840. Lineage: Eukaryota; Viridiplantae; Streptophyta; Magnoliopsida; Myrtales; Myrtaceae. The record is from RefSeq and is a predicted model, not a curated record. Gene Ontology annotation, biological process: protein phosphorylation. The coding region runs from base 30 to 3017 and encodes 995 amino acids. The transcript is spliced from 23 exons. Gene Ontology annotation, molecular function: ATP binding; protein kinase activity; protein binding.